GCUGGGCCGUGCGGUGGCGUCGUGGUUUUCGCUUAUUUGGGACACGGAGCGGAUGACGCGGCUGAACGAGGACGAGGCGCGCGAGCUUGUGAUUCAGACGGCGCAGUCGACGCUUGCUGCUGUGCAUCCGGUGUCGGGCUUUAUCGGCGCGCUUGACGGCGUGCGGCGUAUUGCGGUGCAGGGUGUGGAGCUGUGGCAGGCUGGCGUGCAGCGGCAUGUUCCGCUGCUGGUCAAUGCCAGCUUUGUGCGGCGCGAGCUUGGCGAGUGGCGGACGCAUGCGCUCCGGUGGUCGGUACUCGGGCUCGCACUGGCCAGUGGGCUGGAUGAUGUGGCUGCGCGCAACGAGUCGCUACGGAGCGUGAUGUCCCAGCUGGCUUCGGAGGAUGUGCUCCUCCUCUUUGUCUCGCUCAUGGAGGAUGACGCUACUGCGUUUACGCUCGACAAGCUCAUUGCGAGCACGGCCGAGUUUACAGUGUUUUGGAGCUCAGUCAAGCGUGGCGUGGAAGCUACUGAAGCACUCUGCUCGGUGUUGGAGGAGACGAUGAGCGACGUCGUGAUGCUCGCCGUGGACGCACUCGACGAGUUUGCAGCCCAGCUGAACGGAUGGGUGUCGGCAAGCAUGAAUGCUGAGCAGCAUGGCCGCGCUUUGAAGCCUCGCCUCGAUCUGGAUUCGUUUUCGGACGCGGUGAAGACAGGGAUGCAGCGGCUGCUCACGCUUGCGGCUGCGGCGUGUGACGCGAGCGGAACGUUUGGGUGCGAUUUGUCGCUGCCUGCGGCGUACGCGGCGCUCUCCUGCUAUGUCCCGCCGUGGUUAAUCAAGGACGGGGCGGCGAUUCUUGCAAUGGUGGAGGAAAACGUGGCGUCGUUUGCGGGAGGAGCGAGCGUGGACGCGUUUGCGUUUCGCCAGCUGGUGGCAGCGGCGCGCGCGACGCGGCUGCAACAUGAGACGCUUGGUGACGAUGUGGGCUUGGCGCUCCCCGAGAUGCGAUACGUGCUCGACGCGGCGCACGUGACGAUGGACGGCCGCUCGCCCGGCUUCCUGCUCCUGCACCGCGAGCGCGGUGACGACGGCAACGGCAAGGUGGUUGUACUUGCAUUUGUGCUUACAAACGAGUUGACUACCGGCCUGGCCAUGCUCAACUCGGCGACAGCCACCAUCCGGCCACCCGGGUCGGACGCCGAGUAUUUGGUGCAAGCAGCGUUGCACGAGAUGGUGUGCGGCAUGGUGCCGCUCCUCCGCAGCGAGCUGGAGAGGGCCAACUUGCUGGAUGAGGAGGGCGAAGAGCCGGUGACCCUGUUUGUGACGGGCCAUGGGAUUGCCGGCGGUGUGGCGCAGAUUGUGGCGCUCGUGCUAGAGGCGCGCUUGUACGAUCUGCAUUUGGCACACCACGUCAAGCUAGUCUCUGCCUCGUUUGGUGCACCUGCCGUGAUGCGGCGGAUAGGCGCGGAUGAGACCAAGUCGUGUCUCAAGCGCCACGUCUCGGUCGUUAACGAGUGCGACGCCGUGCCGCGGCUCCUUGUGGAGGGGAGCAUGAUGCGGUCGGUGCUGAGCAAGUUGGCAUCAAGCACGGAGGAGCGCGAGCUGCAGGUGUUUGGGGUGUUUGACGCGCAGGUGCAAGAGUACGACAUGACAGGCAGCAUCCUGCUCCUCACGCGCGAGUCGAGUGCCGGGCAUGCUUGA
Molecule: messenger RNA, 1681 nt
Organism: Thecamonas trahens ATCC 50062
Lineage: Eukaryota; Apusomonadida; Apusomonadidae
Exons: 2
Coding region: 53-1681 (542 amino acids)
Biological process (GO): lipid metabolic process
Source: RefSeq, a predicted model, not a curated record